AUGGCCACCGUCCACCCGGAACACGACCUCAACUGCCUCACCCUCGAAGAGCUCGAAGCCCACGCGCGCACCAUGAUGGACAAACAAACCCGCGACUACUACAACGAGGGCUCCGACUCCAACACCACGCUCCGCGAAAACACCACCGCCUACUCCAAAUACCGCAUCCGCCCGCGCGUGCUUCGAGAUGUCAGCCGUAUCGACUCCUCUGUGCCGUUGUUCGGCCAUAUAAACAGUGUACCGCUUGGUGUAGCACCGACGGCAAUGCAGCGCCUUGCGCAUAGCGACGGGGAACUAGGGACAGCACGCGCGUGCAAGAAGGCGAAGGUAGCGAUGGGGUUGAGUAGCUUUGCUACGCAGAGUCUCGAGGAGGUCGCGGAGGCGAGCGAGGGGAAUCCGAACGUCCUGCAGUUGUAUCUGUUCGAGGAGCGGGAGCAUAGUCGGAAAUUGAUCCAAAGAGCGAAGAAAGCUGGGUUUAAAGCGGUGUUCUUGACGGUGGAUACCCCGUUCUUGGGAAGGAGGAACAUGGAGAUUAGGAAUCAGUUCAAGUUGCCGUCGCAUUUGAAGGUGAAGAAUUUCGCGGAGGAGGAGAGUCCGGUGCCGCCUGAGGCGGUGGAUGGGGAGGGCGAUAGCGGGAAGAGGGAGGGGAUGAGGCCCAAGAUGCAGAGGAAAGCUUCACGAGCAGGCUACACCGAAGGAAACAGGCGAGUUCCUCCCUCAGGGCCGAUCACGUUCCACUCGCACGCGCCGAACCCGACGUUGUGCUGGGAGCGGGACAUUGGGUGGUUGAAGCAGGAGUGCGGGCCGGAGAUGGAGGUCUGGCUCAAGGGCAUCGCGACUGGAGAAGACGCUUUAUUGGCGGUGCAUCACGGGGUCGAUGGGAUCGUAGUCUCGAACCACGGCGGAAGACAACUGAACGGGGCGAUGGCGACGAUUGAUGCACUGCCGGAGGUUGUGGAGGCCGUGCAGGGGAAGAUUCCCGUGCAUGUGGAUGGCGGGAUCAGGCAUGGGACGGAUGUCUUCAAGGCGCUGGCGCUGGGUGCGGAUUUCGUUUGGGUGGGGAGGCCGGCGCUGUGGGGGUUGGCGUAUAAGGGACAGGCGGGGGUGGAGCUGAUGUUGAAGUUGUUGACGGAUGAGAUACGGUUGUGUAUGAGUUUGGCGGGGACGACGAGCGUGAAGGAAAUUAGUAAGGAGUACCUUGUCAAGAUGGACAACAGUGGUUUCGUUUCGAAGCUCUGA
Saxophila tyrrhenica is the source of this 1239-nucleotide messenger RNA. RefSeq lists its product as uncharacterized. Bases 1 to 1239 code for a protein of 412 amino acids. The transcript has 2 exons. NCBI's taxonomy places the organism in Eukaryota, Fungi, Ascomycota, Dothideomycetes, Mycosphaerellales, Extremaceae. The record is from RefSeq and is a predicted model, not a curated record. Gene Ontology annotation, molecular function: FMN binding; oxidoreductase activity.